Molecule: messenger RNA, 2142 nt
Organism: Rubroshorea leprosula
Lineage: Eukaryota; Viridiplantae; Streptophyta; Magnoliopsida; Malvales; Dipterocarpaceae
Source: the annotation of a GenBank genome assembly
AAGAUAUCCAUAUCAUUAAAAAUAUCAAGACAUUCAACAUCAUAAUAUUUUUAAUACUAGAUAGUCCUUAUUUUCUUUUAUAUAUUAGGUGGCUUGGUAUCUCUUCACCAGUCAAGCCUCUUCCAUCCAUUUUGAGAAAGCUUUCUAUCAGAGAUUUUAUCUGGCGUUAAACAGUACCGUCUUCACGUCCUCAAGUGCAAAUGAACAAGAAAAAGGGUCUAAAUAAUUCUUGGCUUUGCAUUCACUGGUGCCAGGUCAAUAACUGAGAUACUAAACAUGGAGCAUCUGGGAGGCAGGGGAAUUAGAGAGCCACCUUAGAAAUAGACUAUUUACUUCUUUCCCAUUAUGCUUAGCAUUCGUGGACAUUUGAAAUAAAGAGAUUUUAAUUUAGUGCUAGUUAUACUUCAGAUUUUUGGUGUAGAAUUGACUUUAGAUGCUGGAGUAUUAUUAUCAUAUAUACAUUUUUCUAUUAAUUUUCUUAAAAGUGAAGAAUAAAUUUUAUGCAAAGCUGCAGGGAUGAAUUUUAGAGACUGAUUUAGCCUUACAUGCUUUUGGGGUCACUCCUAAAGGUAUGUGGCAUUGUCAUGUCCUAACCCCUAAGUUGGGGGCGUGACAUAGGAGAUGGUGAAAAAGAUAAACACUGUAGAGAUUCUUAAUGAUGGCUUGAUAAAGAGCCUUCCUGCCGAACCUUUGUCAUGGCCUCAAAUUUUUCAAGUGCCUCAUUUUAUACGCAAGCUAAAUGAAGCAGCCUACGAACCUAGAAUCAUUUCUAUUGGUCCUUAUCAUCGGGGAAAAGAACAUUUAAAGCCAAUGGAAACGCUCAAGUUGCGUUUUUUAAAUGAUUGUCUUCAACGAGAUAAUGACAGUAGUGCUAAAAGAUAUGAGAUGCUCAUGACAAGUAUGAUGAAAGAGGCUCGUAACUUUUAUGCGAAAUCUUUGGUUAUUUCCGAUAAGGAAUUUUUAGACAUGAUGGUUCUUGAUGGAUGUUUUAUUGCCGAGCUAAUUCACAAAAUUCGUAAGCGAAGUUUGCUGCAUGACCCUAUCUUUCGUGUGGAACAGAUUACCGAAAACAUUUUGAAAGAUUUCACACUAGUUGAGAACCAACUUCCCUUUUUUGUACUAUGGGAGUUAUUUGGCAAUAUGUUUGGAGAUCCAAGCCCAUACAUUGUUGUUAUUUUAGAUAUGUUUGAAGGAAAGAUGCCAGGGCUCAGGGUUUCUGAAGGAAAGAGAUACAAUAGAAAUUCAGUGAAAAACGUAAAGCAUCUAGUGGACUUAUUACGCACCAAUUGGCUUCCUUCUGAGGAAUUCCUACGUGGAUACGUGAAAUGGAAAUUAGAAGAUGAACCAAGAAAAAAAACCAAGGAAGAGAAAGAAGAUGCGUCCAAAAAAACCGAGGAAGUGGAAGAAGAUAAUCAGUGGUUACGUUCUGCCACAGAAUUGAGAGAGGCAGGAAUCAAGUUCCAGGUUAAGAAGGUUAAGAAGGGCAGCUUGUUUGAUAUAGAGUUUGAAAAUGGGAAACUUUCCAUUCCAUUUGUGAGAAUUGAUGAUGAUACUGAGGGAUUGUUUCGUAAUAUCAUUGCCUGUGAACAGUUUGACUACAGUGGAUCUCCUAAGUACUUAACUCAAUAUAGAGAAGUCAUGGAUUGUCUCAUCAACACAGGGAAGGAUGUGCAGUUACUUUGUCGCAAACGGAUAAUUGAUAACUGGUUAGGCACUGACGAUGCAGUUGCUGAGAUGUUUAAUACGCUCGGAAGUGAAGUCAUCCUCGACAGAAACAACUUCUUCUAUGAGAAGUUACUUAUUGAUGUCAGAAAACAUUACUAUACAACUUGGAACAAAAGAAAGGCAAGCUUGAGGCACAAUUAUUUCAACACACCAUGGGCGUUGUUCUCCUUUCUUGCUGCAGCUUUCUUGCUUCUACUUACCCUGCUGCAAACAAUAUUCACAAUUAUCCCCCGGUCUUGAAAGUUCCAGAAACCUUUAGUAUGGAGGGAACGGCGUGGAUCAGCAGACAGGACCAAGAUGUGUGAAAAGUUGAAAGUCUAAGAGUAAAUGCAAAGACUGGUUUGAAAUGUUUUCAUAUGGAUCCUUUUGUUUGUGUAAUUUUCAUUUUGCGUCUUGCUUCCCGUGUUUUGUUACCUG